GAACUGUGGAUUAGGCACAGUUGUGUCUGACUCCUCGUCACUGAAGGUGUGUAUAAGAAAGUAUAUUACAAGUUACUGCAUUGUGUAACGUAAUUGAUGAAAGCACGGUGGCUACCACACCAUUGUUACUGCCGCCAAGCCCAUCUGGUCACAACCAUCGUCUGGUCUUUCUUCGCCACGACUACCUGUUUCAUCGCCACGACUACCUGUUUCAUCGCCACGACUACCUGUUUCAUCGCCACGACUACCUGUUUCAUCGCCACGACUACCUGUUUCAUCACUAUCACCAUGAAUAAACUGCAUAAAUUCUUGAUAGCGUUGGUAACGUUAACUGUACUAAUAGUUACGAUCUACCUGCUGUCUGCUAACGACGUCCCUAUCAUCUUACUACCAAUGAAAUCAUUCAGACAUGAAGGAACGUUAUUCGGGAUCAGCGAAGAGACGCGAAAUAAGAAGACACAAGAUCCUGUCAUAAAAAGAGGAACACAAAGUGAGGGAAACCCAGAGGCCAAGGAAACCUUGAUGACACACCUACCACCAAAGUCAGGGACUUCUCAGGGCAUGGUUACUGCACGCCAACCAUCAAGCUCAGAGACAAUCACCUCUAAAGACAUCAACAGUGUUCAUCUGCCACUACAGCCUGGGGAUUCACAUCUACCAUACGAGGAACUGAAUUUAAAGCAAAUAAAACAAUCACCUGUAGAUCUGUUUAAAGAGACGCCCGAGACCAACGAUGCACUCAACACUAAUAAUAAUCCUCAGUUGAAGAAAAUACUCUUUUGGAAUGAUGGUUACAGUAACAAGCACUUUGGGUUCGGGUUCGGUCGUGAGCCCUUCUUGCGUGCUGGCUGCCGGGUCAAUACUUGCUUCACCACAGGCGACCGAUCCCGAUUUCCGCUGGAGGAGAUUGACGCUCUUGUGUGGCACUUUAGAUCAAAUGACAAAUCGCUUCCUACUGUCAGGUCUCCCCAUACCCGCUACGUCUUCUGGAUGAUGGAGUCAGCAUCUUACCUCUACGGCAAUAUUGGCCACUUCAAUAACAUCUUCAAUUGGACAUUUACGUACAGACUCGACUCCGAUUUCCCAAACCAGUACGGGCGUGUCUACCGACGUCGGCAGCCCCUUCAGGAGCCAGAAGAGGAGCGGAACUACGCAGCCAACAAGACCAAGCUAGCAGCCUGGUUUGUGUCCAACUGUAGGACAGUCGGCGGCAGGGAAGAGCUGGUAAAACUGUUAAGGAAAUGGAUCAAGAUUGACCAGUACGGCCAAUGUGGGUCGUUGAGUUGUGUGAGGAAGAACUCCAGUGGAUGUUACUCUAUGCUUGAGAAGAACUACAAAUUCUACUUCUCCUUUGAAAAUUCUCUUUGUCAAGAUUAUGCCACAGAGAAGUUGUUCAAUAUCUUAAGGCUAAGCGUGGUACCAGUGGUGUACGGUCAAGGCAAUUACUCGAUGCUGGCGCCACCUCACUCCUACAUCGACGCCCUCAGCUUCCCCACAGCUAAGGCCCUCGCCGAGUACCUCAUCUACCUGGACAAAAACGACACUGCCUACAAUGAGUACUUCAGAUGGAAACGUUUUCACUGGAUUCCUCACACUUGGGCGAAUGUAGCCAAGCCGUACUGCGAUAUGUGUGAGCGCCUCCACCAGGACAACACCACCAAAGUGUACAACCUGCAGCAGUGGUUUGUCCAAGACUCUCACUGCAAGUCCAGCUACAGCAAGGACAUAUCUUUGUUCAUAAACGGAUAUAUCAAACGAUAGCACACAGUAAUUAUCCCUGUAGUGAUAAUUUUCGUCAUUUUUCUCAUAUUCGUCGGCAUUUCAUCUCCGAAGUUUUAUAUCAGUUUUAUAUCAGUAUAUUCCGUGAACAUGGAAUAAAGAAUGAAUUUCAUAGUUCCACGUAUCAAUUUUUCUCCGUGAAAAAGAAAAAGUCCACAAAAGAAGUCCUCAGUCACACGCUGUUCAUAUCGCCACAAAUAUUGCAUAUGUUUCAGAAUUCUUAGUUGCUUAUAAUGGAACUACUUGUUGAUAUGAAGAUAGUGUCUAAUAAAUUCAGUAACAUACUGUAUAAGUCUUUGUUCUCAGGACAACGUCGACUUCAGUGUUACUAACGUGAUUCCAACAACUCACUCAAUGUAUGAUGUAUUAUCGUGCUGGAGGAAGUAAUUAUCAAAACAAA
This is a messenger RNA of Homarus americanus (American lobster), 2179 nucleotides long. RefSeq names its product alpha-(1,3)-fucosyltransferase C-like. Gene Ontology annotation, molecular function: alpha-(1->3)-fucosyltransferase activity. The transcript is spliced from 10 exons. The record is from RefSeq and is a predicted model, not a curated record. NCBI's taxonomy places the organism in Eukaryota, Metazoa, Arthropoda, Malacostraca, Decapoda, Nephropidae. Bases 97 to 1761 code for a protein of 554 amino acids. Gene Ontology annotation, cellular component: membrane.